This is a messenger RNA of Jaculus jaculus (lesser Egyptian jerboa), 4274 nucleotides long. It is a transcript of the gene Lrpprc, whose product is annotated as leucine rich pentatricopeptide repeat containing. The record is from RefSeq and is a predicted model, not a curated record. Gene Ontology annotation, molecular function: protein binding. The transcript has 39 exons. Lineage: Eukaryota; Metazoa; Chordata; Mammalia; Rodentia; Dipodidae. Bases 19 to 4176 code for a protein of 1385 amino acids.
GGAACACACGGCCGAGCCAUGGCAGCCCUCCUGAGACCUGCCCGCUGGUUCCUCGGGGCCGGGGCCACCCUGCGCCUCCCGCUCUCCCUGCGCCUCCCCUCGGGCGGCCCGGGACGGACGGCCGCUCGCUCCCGGCCCGUGGCGGGAGAGCUCCUAAGCCAAGCCAGGCUGUACGCCAUUGCUGCUGAGAGAAAGAAGGAUCUUCAGGAGGAGCUUGUGUCUCCUAGAAGGAGCAGCAGUCAGUUUGAUUGGGCUCUGAUGAGACUGGAGAACUCUGUCCGCAGAACCGGCCGCAUUACAAAGGGGCUCCUGCAAAAAGUCUUUGAGAGCACGUGUCACUCAGGAAGCCCGAGUGGCAGUCAGGCCUUGCUUCUCUUGCGUAGCUGUGGUUCUCUGUUGCCUGAGCUGAGCCUUGCAGAGAGAACAGAAUUCGCUCACAAGAUCUGGGACAAACUUCAGAAGUUAGGUGCUGUGUAUGAUGUCAGUCACUAUAAUGCUUUACUUAAAGUCUACCUUCAAAAUGAACAUAAAUUCUCACCUACUGAUUUCCUGGCAAAAAUGGAGGAAGCAAACAUUCAACCAAAUCGAGUGACAUACCAGAGGCUGAUUGCUGCUUAUUGUGACUCAGGAGACAUCGAAGGUGCCAGCAAAAUUCUUGGCUUUAUGAAAGCCAAAGACCUUCCAGUCACAGAGGCGGUGUUCAGUGCUCUUGUCACAGGGCAUGCCAGAGCUGGAGAUAUGGAGAAUGCAGAAAAUAUUCUCACAGUGAUGAAAGAGGCUGGAAUUGACCCUGGCUCAGACACAUACUUAGCAUUAUUGAAGGCAUAUGCUGAGAAGGGUGACAUUGACCAUGUUAAGCAGACUUUGGAGAAGGUGGAGAAGUCUGAUCAUUACCUUAUGGACCGUGAUUUAUUACAAAUUAUUGUCAGCUUUAGUAAAGCUGGAUAUCCUCAGUAUGUCUCUGAAAUUUUGGAAAAGAUUACCUAUGAGAGAAGAUAUAUUCCAGAUGCAAUGAACCUCAUUUUGCUUUUAGUUACUGAGAAACUGGAAGACAUAGCAUUGCAGAUUUUAUUAGCAUGUCCUGUGUCAAAGGAAGAGAAUGAGAACAACUUUGGCGGCUUCUUUUUACAGCACUGCAUCUCCAUGGGCACGCCCGCGGACAAGCUGAUUGGCUACUGUAAGCAGCUGAAGGAGGUGAAGAUGCACUGCGCUCCCCUGCAGUCGGCGCUCCACUCUGCUUUGCUGGCCCACAGAACCGAUUUGGCGAAAGCUCUAAUGGAGGCUUUAAAAGAAGAAGGUUUUCCUGUCAGAACUCACUAUUUCUGGCCAUUGUUAGUCCAACAUCAGAAGGAGAAAAAUGUUCAAGGCAUAAUUGACCUUCUCAAAGUAAUGCAUGAAAUGGGAGUGGAUCCUGAUCAGGAGACGUAUGUAAAUUAUGUGUUUCCAUGCUUUGAUAACGUGAAGUCAGUACGUGGCAUUUUGCAGGAAAAUGGGUGUCUACCCGAGAGUAAUACAUUUUCUCAAGCGGAAGUGAGAAUUGAGGCUCUUAAUGGGAACUUGGACUCCAUUUUGUCAUUCUUGGAAUCGAAUACAGUUCCUUUCUCAUUUAAUUCCCUAAGAGGCAGCCUAAUUUUAGGCUUCAAGAGGUCUAUGAAUAUAGAUCUUUGGAGCAAAAUAACAGAGUUGUUGUACAAGGAUGGACGUUAUUGCCAGGAGCCUCCAGGACCAACGGAAGCUGUUGGCUAUUUUCUUUAUAACUUGAUUGACAGCAUGAGUGACUCAGAGGUACAGGCCAAGGAAGAGCAUUUGAGACAAUACUUCCAUCAGCUGAAGGAGAUGAAUGUUAAAAUUCCUGAAAACAUCUACAGAGGCAUUCGUAAUCUGCUGGAUAGCUACCAAGUUCCUGAAUUGAUUAAGGAUGUUAAUGUACUGGUUGAAAGAGGGAAGAUAGACUCUCGAAAAACUUCGCAACUUAUGUCAUCUGAUUUGGAAUCUACACUUGAAAACCUAAAAGCUGAAAAUCAACCUGUAGGAGAUACCCUGAAGCAACUCAUUCUAGUGCUUUGUUCAGAAGAGAAUAUGCAAAAGGCCCUUGAAGUGAAAGCAAAAUAUGAAUCAGACAUGGUUAUUGGAGGCUAUGCAGCUUUGAUAAAUUUGUGCUGUCGACAUGAUAAUGCAGAAGAUGCACUGAACUUGAAACAGGAAUUUGACCGUUUGGAUCCAUCUGCUGUCCUUGACACGAACAAGUACUUGGGCCUUGUGAAAGUGUUGGGGAAGCAUGGCAAGCUCCCAGAUGCUAUUAACAUUCUAAAGGAGAUGAAAGAGAAGGAUGUUCUUAUCAAAGAUACAACAGUCUUGUCCUUUUUCCACAUCCUAAAUGGUGCUGCUUUAAGAGGUGACACUGAAGCUGUCAAACAGCUGCACGAAGCCAUCGUCAACCUGGGGUUAGCAAAGCCAUCCAUCCACAUAAGCGUCCCACUGGUCACCGUGCACCUGGAAAAGGACGAUUUACCUGCUGCUCUUGAAGCCAGUCUUGACUGCUAUAAAAAGUAUAAAGUACUACCUAGGAUGCAUGAUGUCUUAUGUAAGCUGAUAGAGAAAGGCGAGACUGACCUAAUCCAGAAAGCAAUGGACUUUGUGAGCCAAGAACAAGGUGAAAUGACAAUGCUAUACGAUCUCUUCUUUGCUUUCCUACAAACAGGAAAUUACAAAGAGGCUAGGAAGAUCAUUGAGACCCCAGGCAUAAGAGCUCGACCUACAAGACUUCAGUGGUUUUGUGACAGGUGUAUCACCAGUAAUCAGGUUGAAACUCUUGAAAAAUUAGUGGAACUAACACAGAAGCUAUUUGAGUGUGACAGAGACCAGAUGUACUACAGCCUGCUCAGACUGCACAAAUUGAACAAUGACUGGCAAAGAGCUGAUGCUGUCUGGAAUAAGAUGCAAGAAGAAAAUAUUAUUCCUCGUGAGAAGACAUUAAGGUUGUUAGCAGAAAUCCUUAGAAACGGCAAUCAGGAAGUACCAUUUGAUGUUCCUGAGUUGUGGUAUGAAGAUGAGAAACUUUCCCUGAGCCCCGCCCCCUCAGCAGAAGAGACUGAUAUGGAGAAGAGCGUGCUGAAGGCCUGCAGACUGAGGAGGAGCAAAGAUGCAUAUAAUAGCUUCCUGAAUGCAAAAAGGCAAAACAUUGUAUUUAAUAGUGAGACUUACAGCACCCUUAUAAAAUUACUGUUGGCAAAGGACGAUCUUACACAAGCAAUGCAAGUGAAGGAUUUUGCUGAGACCCACAUCAAGGGCUUCACACUGAACGAUGCUGCCAACAGCCUCCUCAUCAUCACGCAAGUUAGGCGGGAUUAUUUGAAAGUGGCUUUAACAACUCUGAAAAGAGUUUUGGAUCUAGAGCAGAUCCCUUCAAGACUAUCUGUGACGCGCCUCAUCCAGGCAUUUGCCAUGAAGGGCGACGUGCAAAGCAUAGAAGCCAUUCAGAAGAUGGUGAAUGGACUGGACUCCAUCGGGCUCUCCCAUAUGGUGUUCAUCAACAACCUCGCUUUGGCACAAAUGAAGAACAAUAACAUUGAUGCUGCCAUAGAAAAUAUUGAAAGUAUGCUUACUUCAGAGACUCAACCCGUAGAAUCUCAGUACUUUGGCUUGACUUACCUAUUCAGAAAAGUAAUAGAAGAGCAGAUAGAACCAGCACUUGAAAAGUUAAGCAUCAUGGCAGAGAGAUUGGCCAAUCAGUUUGCCGUUUACAAACCUGUCACGGAUCUCUUCCUUCAGCUUUUGGACUCAGGCAGGGCAGGUGAUGCCAGGGCUCUCCUACAGCGAUGUGGUGCCAUUGCCGAGCAAACCUCCAUUUUGUUGGUGUUCUGUCUGAGGACUUCACAGCAGCCAAACAAGGCCCCAGUUCUGAAGUCUCUGUUAGAACUGAUUCCCGAGUUAAAGGAACAGGAACAAGCAUAUGGUUGUGCCAUGAAGAGCUACGUCCUAGACAAAGAUGUCACAUCUGCUAAAGCACUGUUUGAACAUUUGUCAUCAAAGAACAGGAAACUGGAUGACCUGUUUCUAAAGCGCUAUGCAGUUUUGCUCAAGAGUGCCGGAGAGCCUGUGCCUUUCACUGAGCCCCCUGAAAGCUUUGAAUUUUAUGCAAAGCAGUUGAAGGAAGCAAAGGAGAGCUCUUCGUGAAAUGAGCGAGCGCUGCUGUGUUCUUUGUGCAUUUGUGGACCUGUGUCUAAAUGUUUCUAAGGUGUAUUUGAGAAGAAAAAAUAAACACAUAAAAAUUA